ACGACAGCUGUGGUACGUUUACGACCUGUCCAGAUAAUUGCAGUGAUAGAGAUAAACAAGCAAACUCGGCGUGCUUUCUGUUCCGGAGGUUGGACUAUCACAGAGCAGAGGUUCGUCUGAUGAGGUUACGAAGUCUUCUGGAACAACAGUGAAAAUGCUCCUCCGCAAUCGAGCUGUGCUUGCACUUGGUCUCCGCAUGUGCUCCACUAACGUGACGAAGGGACACCUGAUGGACACAGCACGACCAAGCUCAGACAUGUCUGAAUUCCGCAAGCUCUUUGCCCAAGCCAAGCACAUAGCGAUCAUCACAGGGGCAGGUGUGAGUGCAGAGAGCGGAGUGCCAACCUUCAGGGGAGAAAAUGAGAAGUGGAGGAAGUGGAAAUCUCAGGAUCUGGCGACUCCCGAGGCCUUCUCUCGCAACCCCUCUCGGGUCUGGGAGUUCUACCAUUACAGAAGGGAGGUGGCUUUAAACAAGACGCCCAGUGCUGCACAUCUGGCUAUAGCAGAGUGUGAGGCCCGGCUGAGGAAGCAGGGGCGCUCUGUGGUUGUCAUCACUCAGUGCGUAGACGACCUGCACCAACAGGCUGGCUCCAAACAUGUGCUGAAGGUCCAUGGCAGUCUGAUGGAGACGCGCUGCGUGAGCUGUGGAGAAGUCACUGUGAACAAGCAUAGUCCCAUAUGUGCUGCCCUAAAAGACAAAGGUGCACCUGGCCCUGAUGUUGCUGAUGCUCAGAUUCCUGUGGAUAAACUGCCAAGGUGUGAUGGAAGCGAGUGCCACGGUCUGCUGAGGCCCAACGUGGUGUUUUUUGGAGAAACUCUGGACUCUCAUAUCCUGACCAAGGUGGAAAAAGAGAUGGAAAUCUGUGAUCUCUGUCUGGUGGUGGGCACGUCCUCCAUUGUUUACCCAGCAGCCAUGUUUGGCCCCCAGAUUGCAUCCAGGGGCAUCCCAGUGGCGGAAUUCAACACAAACGCGACACCAAAAACUGAGUACUUCACGUACCAUUUCCAGGGUCCUUGUGGAACUACGCUGCCACUUGCUUUGGCGCAGCACGAGUCAGAGGUUAUUUAAGAGCUGCAGGAACGACUUUACAGCAACCAAUGGCUUCCUCUAAAGCGCUAACCAAGGCUGGGUGUUGAUGGGGGUUCCUAGCAUUGUUUUAUUCCAAACGUUUGCCUUAAAAUGACUUCAGCUGUUGAUGCUCGGUAGAGGGAGAGUUGUACAGAAUUUAGCUUUUUGAGACUUUGAGAUUGACCUCUUAAUACUUGAAUAUAUGUCUUUCUAAACUGGAAAUAGGAUAUUUUGUUUUACAAUUUGUCUACUUAGAGUUGUGCAGGAAUUAUGCUGCUUUGUGCAAGAAAGAAAGUUCACCGUGUAAGUGGGUAAUGACAUGGGAAAACAUCUCUACAGGUUUCAUGGGGGGUGUGGGAGUGUUUUUAUCCCUCACAUGUCCUGCUUAUUAUGUGCUGUUGAGGGAUUGUCAUAUUUCUGAUACUCUGUGCUCAAAAAUGAUGCUGUAGAUCGGAACAUACUCAUAUUAUUCCUGAUUCAGGGGGAGUAUAAUCCUUAUUUUCUCUCUCCACCAAAUGAACAGAUGUACAGCGUGUAACACAAUGUCGUGCCUUUCAAAACUGUUUACACAACCUUGACCAAAUGCUCGCUUUAAAUCUCAAGUGCAGAUCAACCAAUGUUACAGAGAUUUGUACAGAGUUUUCUUGACCAAGGACAGAGAGGGUAGAGAGAGGGAAAACCUUUUCAAUUCUGGCCUGGUUUGGCAUCAUUUCCCUCUCAUGCGGUUUGACCUCUGUUUAUUAUGACACACAAGACAUAGAUACACACAAGUGUGGGUAUGUAUCAUGAAUUAUUCAUGAUUUAUUUGAUACAUUUUUAUAAACAUCAGUGUCUGUUUUCAAUAUAUAUUAUAUAUAUAAAAUACAUGUAUACAUAUAUAUAAUAUAUGUAAAAUCCAAAAACAAUAGCAAUCAUAUAAGAUGAUUUUUUUUUUUAAUUUUCCUCAUUAACAUCUAUUUCUUAUGAUGUAUUCUAUUAAAACCUGCCAAUGCAUUUAUACAGAACUAUUAAAACACUAAAUGUAAA
Messenger RNA from Scatophagus argus, 2095 nucleotides. Its product is annotated as NAD-dependent protein deacylase sirtuin-5, mitochondrial-like. The record is from RefSeq and is a predicted model, not a curated record. The transcript has 9 exons. Lineage: Eukaryota; Metazoa; Chordata; Actinopteri; Scatophagidae. Gene Ontology annotation, molecular function: NAD+ binding; protein-succinyllysine desuccinylase activity; protein-malonyllysine demalonylase activity. Bases 155 to 1069 code for a protein of 304 amino acids.